Molecule: messenger RNA, 945 nt
Organism: Anopheles cruzii
Lineage: Eukaryota; Metazoa; Arthropoda; Insecta; Diptera; Culicidae
Product: hydroxyacyl-coenzyme A dehydrogenase, mitochondrial-like
Exons: 4
Coding region: 1-945 (314 amino acids)
Biological process (GO): fatty acid beta-oxidation
Cellular component (GO): mitochondrion
Molecular function (GO): NAD+ binding; (3S)-3-hydroxyacyl-CoA dehydrogenase (NAD+) activity
Source: RefSeq, a predicted model, not a curated record
AUGCCUUUUUUAGUGAUCCAGCAAACUAACGGCCACCUAACUAACUACUCAUCCAGCAGCAGCAUGUCUGCAGGAGCGGUACCGAUCAAGCAUGUUACCGUCGUUGGUGGCGGAGUGAUGGGAUCGGGUAUAGCAUUGAUAACGGCGGCCAAUGGGUACCGGGUGACGGUGGUAGAUUUGAACGAGCAAGUGCUGGCAGCGGCGCAGCGUCAGCUGGAGAAGGACAUGAAACGAACGGCCAUGCACGUCACGAAGGGUGACAAGGAUGCGGCACAAGCAUUCUUCGUGGCAGCCUGGGCACGGGUCAGUUUCAGUGUCGAUCUGGAGAAGUCCGUUACAUCGACCGAUUUGGUGAUUGAGGCCAUCGUGGAAAAGCUGGACAUAAAACAAACCCUCUUCAAAGCCCUCGAUCAGAUUGCCCCGGCGCACACCAUUUUGGCCAGCAACACUUCGUCGCUGUCGGUGGCGGAGAUCGGGUCCUUGACCCAGCGCCAGGACCGUGUCGGUGGGUUACACUUCUUCAAUCCCGUCCCACUGAUGAAGCUGGUUGAAGUGGUUCGAACCGAUCACACAUCCAGCGGCACGGUCGAGGCACUGCUGGCGUUCGGAAAGAGUCUUCGCAAAACGUGCAUCACUUGUAAGGAUACACCCGGGUUCAUCGUUAACCGUUUGCUGUUCCCGGUAACAUCGGAGGCACUGGCGAUGGUCGAACGGGGUGACGCUACGCCGCGCGACAUCGAUGUGGCGAUGAAGCUGGGCCUCGGACAUCCGAUGGGACCGUUCGAGCUGAUGGACAUCGUCGGGCUCGAUACGAUUCAGAAUAUUCAGGCCGAACGACAAGCGCGAAACCCGGGUGACUUCAAACCCAGUGCCCUGGUGAGCGACAUGGUGAAGCAGAAUAAGUUGGGCUUGAAAACGGGUGAAGGCUUCUAUAGCUACAAAUAA